AUGUACGUUAUUACGGGUGCAACAGGUCAUGUUGGCUCCUCCAUCGUCGACCAACUACUGUCACAAUCAGUCCCAGUCCGUGCAGUCAUUCGUUCUGAAACCAAAGCAGAAUCCUUUACAUCCCGUAAUGUAGAAGUUGCCCUCGCCGAUUUAACGAACACCGACGCAUUGGCCAAAGCAUUUCAAGGAGCAAAAGUCGUUUUUGUAAUAAAUCCUCCAGCUUAUGCCAGUUCGAAUAUGCAAGCCGUUGCAGUCAAGGUUAGCAACGCCCUGGCUUUAGCCGUUAAAGCAGCACAAGUGCCGCGUAUCGUUAUUUUGAGCUCAAUAGGUGCGGAGAGAAGUUCAGGCACAGGAUCCAUUCGAACCACACAUAUAUUAGAAGAAGCAUUGAAGGGAACCGCUCCCCAGGUUGUAAUUGUUCGUUGUGCUGCGUUUAUAGAAAAUUGGUUAAGCUCCGUUUUAGCAAUCAAAGCAGGACAGUCACCUGUGUUAAAUUCCAUGUAUCAGAAACUAGAUCACAAAAUUCCUCAUAUAGCCACGGAUGAUAUUGGACGCGUUGUUGCCGAAUAUUUGACUAAGUCAGAUGGAGAAGUUGCCAAAUCUGUCUUGAUCGAGUUGGAGGGACCUGAACCUUAUAGUCCAAAUGAUGUUGCAAAGUUGAUUAGCAAGACUUUAGGUAAGACUAUUCCAGCUAUUGCAAUGAGUGACGAUAUGAUAUGGGAACUUUGCGAUCAGCUUGGAUGGCCAAAAACGACUGGAGAUAAUUUUAUUGAGAUGAUGAAAGCAUACGAUAACAGCAUAAUUUAUUGGACGACGAAUGAAAAUUCCAUUAGAGUGAAAGGUAAACUCACUUUGGAUGAUGUUCUUGGUAAAGUUUUGAACUAA
Molecule: messenger RNA, 885 nt
Organism: Didymodactylos carnosus
Lineage: Eukaryota; Metazoa; Rotifera; Eurotatoria; Philodinida; Philodinidae
Source: the annotation of a GenBank genome assembly